Molecule: messenger RNA, 2842 nt
Organism: Hippopotamus amphibius kiboko
Lineage: Eukaryota; Metazoa; Chordata; Mammalia; Artiodactyla; Hippopotamidae
Gene: DCAF10
Product: DDB1 and CUL4 associated factor 10
Exons: 12
Coding region: 1148-2842 (564 amino acids)
Cellular component (GO): Cul4-RING E3 ubiquitin ligase complex
Molecular function (GO): protein binding
Source: RefSeq, a predicted model, not a curated record
AGUUGGCUCUCUCUUCCGACUCCGCCCUCAGAAGGACGGCUGAUCUCUUGCCAGGAAAAGCAUUUUCUUUUUCAGUAGGAAACCUUUAGCUGUUCACACUGUGGGAGAGAGAAGAAAAAAAAGAAAAGAAAACGUAGUCUUGCACCCCGUUUGUCUCCCUUGCUAAGCUAUCAGCUUGUGCAGCGAGCGCAGGUUCUGGCACGAAAUAGUCUGAUUGUUGCAAGAGCUGGUCUUGGUCGGUUACCUUUGCUGAACGGACGGUGUAGAUUCUUUUUCUCUCCUCCCCACUCCAACCCGGUUCCAGAGGUCCUGGGUCCAGCAGUCUCUUCUUCGCCUUGUGACAAAUAGGUUUUGGAAAAAGUUGCCUGUGGUGACCCUGAACUCGCGCUUUUAUGAGACUGAGCAGGAAGAGAAGUCCAAAUCCAUCAGCCAUAUUACCCUAUUCCCUACAAAAAGGACCUGCCUUUUGACAUUGUAGAGCUCAUGGAGGAGACAGAAAAGACGGGAUUUUUACCAAAGGUAUUUAAAAGCGUUGUCUCACCAGCCAUUGGAAUUUAGAGCCUUCUUUGCUUAUUACAAUGCCAUCUGUAACAAGAAAACAGGCCAGCUCAGCAAAGCUGACAAGGAACUCAUCAUUGCGGUGACCAGCCUGGCCAACAGGUGCUCGUAUAGCGUUGUUGUCCACAGUGCUCGGUUCAGGGUCUUCUCGAAGAACCCAGUACUCUCUGACCAGGUCUCAUUGUAAAGAUUAUGUAAACAGUACAUAAUCAUACCCAGCCUUCUGGACUGACUAGUCAGGCCCUGUCAUCCCCAAGGACACAGUCCGGUCACUGACAACAACAUACUGACAGUGUCGCACGCGGUGCCCAGAUGCUAACGUUACGCAACGCAGCCCAGGCCUUGGGCAUCCUCAGUUGCGCACACUCACAGCUCGUCGCUCCAGACCUCCAACCCUCCGAGAAGCGCGCCUACAGUCGGGCGGUGUCCCCUCUUUCUUGGUCCCCUGCGGAUGAUGGCCGAGAGGCGGCUCUGGUUUCCCAGCCGGCGGGGUUAGGCCGCCGCACGCCGGAAGUGGCGGCUGGAGCGGGAUCGCUGGGGUGUCGACCGGUCGGGCAGCGGCCUGGAGCCGCUGGCCGGGGCGUUGGUCAUGUUUCCCUUCGGGCCUAGUAGCCCCGGAGGGGACAGGGCGGCUGGAGCCGGGGAUGAGGAGCCGUCAUCCCACGCGAGGCAGGCGGCAGCUGCCGGGCCGCUCCCUUCCCCGCCCCCGCCGCUGCAGCCGGGGGUUGAUGCAGCCCCUCCCCCGUCGCCCUGCCGGAGCCCUCGCCGCCCCUGCGCCCCCUCGCUGACCUCGGCGGGGCGCGCGGGGAAGCUCGGGCCCCCCGGAGCUCUAGAGUCCUCAGCCGCUUCCGCCCAGGGAGAGCCGUCACCGCCCUCCCCGCUGCGCCGGCUCUCCGGGCCUGACUGCAGGGCCGGGGGCCGGGGCUGGCACUGCCUCAGCGCCCGCCUAGGCGGCCCUGGCGCCCGGCUGUUCGGGUGGCUGACAGAGCGCAGCCUGGGUCGCGGGCUGUUCGUGGACCCGGCACGAGACAAUUUCCGCACCAUGACGAACCUCUAUGGUUCCAUCCAUCCCGCGGACUCGGUGUACCUCAGCACCCGCACCCACGGGGCCGUCUUCAACCUCGAGUACUCGCCCGACGGGUCAGUGCUGACAGUUGCCUGUGAACAGACUGAAGUCCUGCUUUUUGAUCCUAUAUCUUCAAAGCACAUAAAAACACUUUCUGAAGCUCAUGAAGACUGUGUAAAUAAUAUAAGAUUUCUUGAUAACCGGCUGUUUGCUACCUGCUCUGAUGACACUACAAUAGCACUAUGGGAUCUGAGAAAACUGAACAGCAAAGUAUGCACUUUACAUGGUCACACUAGCUGGGUGAAGAACAUCGAAUAUGAUACUAAUACAAGACUCUUAGUAACAUCAGGAUUUGAUGGAAAUGUCAUUAUUUGGGACACCAACAGGUGUACAGAAGAUGGGUGUCCGCAUAAGAAAUUCUUUCACACACGUUUUCUCAUGCGAAUGAGGUUAACACCGGAUUGUUCCAAAAUGUUGAUCUCAACGUCCUCUGGAUAUCUCUUAAUUUUGCAUGAUCUCGACUUAACCAAGUCUUUAGAAGUAGGCAGCUAUCCCAUUUUGAGAGCAAGAAGAACAACAUCAAGUUCAGAUCUUACCACUUUGUCGAGUUCAUCGGGUCCUAGAGUUUCUGGUUCACCUUGUCAUCAUAGUGAUUCUAAUUCAUCUUCUGAGAAACACAUGUCACGAGCCUCGCAAAGAGAAGGAAUUUCACCACGAAAUAGUCUUGAAGUCUUAACCCCUGAAGUUCCUGGUGAGAGAGACCGUGGAAACUGCAUCACAUCCUUACAGCUGCACCCAAAAGGCUGGGCCACUCUUCUUCGGUGCUCAAGCAACACUGAUGAUCAGGAGUGGACUUGUGUCUAUGAAUUCCAAGAAGGAGCACCUGUGCGACCAGUCUCACCUCGCUGUUCUCUACGACUGACUCAUUACAUUGAAGAAGCCAAUGUUGGCAGGGGUUAUAUCAAAGAACUUUGCUUCAGCCCUGAUGGGCGAAUGAUUUCUUCCCCACAUGGCUACGGGAUUCGUUUGUUGGGAUUUGACAAACAGUGCAGUGAACUUAUCGACUGUUUGCCCAAAGAAGCCAGUCCCCUGCGGGUGAUCCGUUCUCUGUACUCUCAUAAUGAUGUGGUACUGACGACAAAGUUCUCUCCAACACAUUGUCAGAUCGCCUCCGGGUGCCUUAGUGGACGGGUUUCUUUGUAUCAGCCAAAGUUUUAG